Messenger RNA from Eremothecium cymbalariae DBVPG#7215, 1299 nucleotides. RefSeq names its product Ylf2p (gene YLF2). The coding region runs from base 1 to 1299 and encodes 432 amino acids. Lineage: Eukaryota; Fungi; Ascomycota; Saccharomycetes; Saccharomycetales; Saccharomycetaceae. The transcript has a single exon. The record is from RefSeq and is a predicted model, not a curated record. Gene Ontology annotation, cellular component: cytoplasm. Gene Ontology annotation, molecular function: ATP hydrolysis activity; ATP binding; GTP binding.
AUGGUGAGUAGAUAUUUUAGUUUUAGGCACGAAAGAGCACACAGUAUGGCUAAACAUUUCAUAAGAUGGGUUGUCAGAAGGUAUUCUAGCAAGAAUCUGCUUGGCCGUCCCUCCAACAAUCUAACUAGUGGCAUUGUGGGUUUGGCAAAUGUUGGUAAGUCGACUUUUUUUCAAGCUAUUACUGGAUCGGAGCUAGGCAAUCCAGCAAACUAUCCAUUCGCAACAAUUGAGCCGGAAGAAGCCAAGGUCAUUGUACCAUCUCCUGAACUGGAUCAUCUAUUUCAGUUAUAUCAGUCACAGAAGAAAAUUCCUGCCACGCUAACUGUUUAUGAUAUCGCCGGGUUGACACGGAAUGCUUCGCAAGGAGAAGGGCUGGGAAAUAGGUUUUUAAACGAUAUUAGGCAUGUGGAUGGCAUAUUUUCUCUAAUUCGUGGGUUCCAAAAUGAGACCAUCACACAUAUUGAAGGAUCUGUUGAUCCAGUCAGGGACAUGUCUCUAGUUCAGGAUGAAUUAGUCCUUAAGGAUUUGGAAUGGCUUGAAGCUGCCAAGGAGAGACUGGGAAGAAAGCUAAGCCGAACAGCUAAAAAUGCACUUGAAUACAGUAGAAUGGUUGCAGAGCUGAAAUUCUUGGAAGACUUGGAGGAAUUUAUGUAUGAUGGUCGGAAAAUCGCACAUUUCAAGACUGAGUGGAGUGCCGAACAGGUAGAAAUUCUAAAUUCGCAUAAUUUCAUUACUGCAAAGCCUUCGCUGGUUUUAUUGAACUGUACUCCUAGAGAUUAUCUAAUGCAAGAGAAUAAGUACUUAAAGGAUGUGGAGAAGUGGAUCCAAGAAUCAUCACCGGGGGAUAAAGUCGUGUUAUUUAGCGCUGAAUUUGAAACAAAGUACAAUGAAUUCAUUGCAGACGGUGACUACGAAAAGUUGGCGCUGUAUUGCAACAGUAUUGCCGAUAAAGCAGAAAUAAAAGUAGAAAACUAUAGAUCUGCGUUGCCGCAGAUCAUUAUUGAGAUGCGUAAACUCUUAAAUCUGAUUAGUUUUUAUACUUGUGGUCCACAAGAGGCACGCCAAUGGACUAUUAGAGAAGGAGCUCUAGCUCCGCAGGCCGCUGGUGUUAUCCACACCGAUCUAGAGAAAACGUUCAUUAGCGGUAACGUUAUCAAGUAUGCUGAUAUAAUGGGUCUUCAGCCACCACUACUAGAGUCGCAGCUGAAGAGCCAGGGGAAGAUCAAGCGUGUUGGUAGUAAGUAUAUUAUGGAGGAUGGCGAUAUAGCUCACUUCAAAGCUGCUGGUCCAAAGAAAUAA